Nerophis lumbriciformis (worm pipefish) is the source of this 4928-nucleotide messenger RNA. NCBI's taxonomy places the organism in Eukaryota, Metazoa, Chordata, Actinopteri, Syngnathiformes, Syngnathidae. The record is from RefSeq and is a predicted model, not a curated record.
GGGGGCGUGCGCAGGUCGGCGAAUCACCGAAUCACUUCUCCAGCAGCAGUUCUGUGUGCAGGUCGGCGAAUCACCGAAUCACUUCUGCAGCAGCAGUUCUGUGUGCAGGUCGGCGAAUCACCGAAUCACUUGUAAACUUAAAUAUGCAAACAAAAAGAAAAUAAAUACCUUCAAAAUAAAACAAAUAAAUUAAGAGCCAGAAAUGCCAACAUAAAAACGAAAUGUUCUGUAGCCUACGUUUAAAAAUAUAACAAAGAAAAUAUUAACUUAAAUGGGCAAACAAAAAGAAAAUAAAUAGGCCACCUUAAAUAAAACUAAACAAAUAUUAAACCAAGUGCCAGAAAAGCCAACAUUAAAACUAAAAUUUCUGUAGCUUACAUUUAAAAAUAUAAAAAUGGAAAUAUCAACUUAAAUAUGCAAUAAAAAAGAAAAUAAAUAGCUUAAAUAAUAUAAAAAUCAAGAUAAAUAAUAGCCUAUGUAUAUGUACAUACAUUAGUUAUUAUUUUUAUUUUAAAUCUUCUCAAACAGCCUGCCCUACACUUUACCCCCCGCCCCUCCCCCUCGCGUCGCUGCUGCUCAGCCUUGCCCUGCACUGACUUUCUUUCUGUCUCCUCUACUCUCAUAACUUUAUGUGUUGAGAUAAUGGGGACGGUGUUUGUUUUCAUGUGGCUUGAGUCAACAUUAGCCGUUAGCUUGGAGAAUGAAUGGAGAACGGAUGCCAAUGGCAUGAAACAUAUCCCCGCGACGGGAGGAGAAUCACUCGCGGCAUUGGGGCAAGCAGAGCAGAGAGCGAGAGCGUUGUCGUUCACUGAGGGAUUCAUGUCGUUAAUCCGCGGUGAACGAAUCGUUCGCUCAGUCCCUCCCCCAGCCCCCAUGAUGAGUAGCUGGCUGCGUCGUUCGCCGACGUCACAGAAUGCGCCAGUUCCACUCAUACCGGCAUGGUCGCGGCAGAGCUCAACUGAACUGAGAAAAGAACGAAUCAGUUCAUGAAGUGAUUCGGUUCAGUACGUUCACUCAAAAGAUUCGUUCGUUCGAACGAAUCGUUCGCGAACGACACAACAUUAUUUCUACCAGGCCUACUUGCUUUGUUGGCAUGGAAAAUUGCAACAAUACCUACAGUGGUUGUUAUAAAUUCCCUCUGUCAGUGAUUACCUACUCAGUGGCCUAGUGGUUAGAGUGUCCGUCCUGAUAUCGGUAGGUUGGGAGUUCAAAUCCCGGCCGAGUCAUACCAAAGACUAUAAAAAAAUGGGACCCAUUACCUCCCUGCUUGGCACUCAGCAUCAAGGGUUGCAAUUGGGGGUUAAAUCACCAAAAUGAUUCCCGGGCGCAGCCACCGCUGCUGCCCACUGCUCCCCUCACCUCCCAGGGGGUGAUCAAGGGUGAUGGGUCAAAUGCACAGAAUAAUUUCGCCACACCUAGUGUGUGUGUGACAAUCAUUGGUACUUUAACUUUAAGAUAGAAGAUAAAGUUCCCUAGUUAAUGUUAAUUGUUGAAUAUAAUUGACUAUAUUAUUGCUGACGUAAACAAGUUACUAAUGUAGUCAUGCACCUUUAAGUUGAGUUUUUUUGAGUCAGGCAGUUUACCGGGCAGCUAUGUUUACCUCUCGGGGUCCUUCGGGCAGUGUAUUGAACAGUGUGUUCCAGAGUGUGCUUAGCUGCUGCUGCUACAAAGUCAUAUAUAAAGAAGUUGAAACGUAAAACGGUGUCCUUAUUCCCUAACCGGAGUACGCUCACGGGUGAAGAGUCCCAGCACAACAACAACAUCAGUUUAUCCAUAUAGUUCUUCAAUAUUGGUCCUUCGAGCCGGAUUGCUUCACUCGCGACGGAGAAAUGGACACCGCGCUAACAACAGCGGCAGACGGCGGCGCACUCGGAGCAAGACAGCGACAGCUUCCAACUCGUCUAGAAAGCUACCAGGUUAGCCUUCCACAGUCCCUCAUUCCUCACGGUGCCCGCGCGCAGGACCGAGGAGAGAGCGUCGGCGCCCAGCGGCUGCAGUCACUCAGCCUACAGACCGAGUCUGUGUGUAUGGAGGACCAGCCGCACGGAGCGCACGCUAUCCCCGAUCGUCCAUUAUCGCCGGGAGCGGCCGACAAGGUGAGCGAGUGGAACAUGGCGAUACAUGCUAGAGACUUGCCCAGCCAGCUAACAUGCCAUAUGAGCCAUCCAUCGGCGGCACACGCGGGGCGGAGCUAUCAAAGCAGGCAGGGUUCUCCUGUCCUACGGCCACCAGCUAUUCUCAAUAUGAGCGUCCCAACAUAUCAAUCACCCUGGCUAAGCUGUCCAGUAGUUCACAGCACCCCUCUGUCACAGCCAUCCAGCCUCCAUCUUGGAUCAUCUAGGCUGCUUCAGCAUGAGCCACACCUGUCUACACUGCCACAUACCACCUCUACAGCACUAAAGCUUCAAGCAGCGAUGACUCCUACACCAGGUAGUAGACAGGAGAACUACACACUGACGCAGUCUCUGCCUUCAACUGUGACAUCUGCAUGGGCACCGUCUCCCCUCACUACGCUGAACGUUUCUAUGCUGCAGCCUACACCUCAAGCUUCACAAGCAGUGAGUUAUGCCAGCCCACAGACAUCAGUUACAUCAGGCUACCCGUCUAACCAGCCUACCACAGUAAUGAUUAACAAUGUACAGGAAAGAGUGCCACCAGCUGCACAACUGCAAUACCUGCCCAUGCAGAAAACACCAGUAAAUCUAGCACCAGUGCAGCAAUACACCCCACUCCCGUCCGCACAGCCAGUGUGGCAAUACACCCCACUCCCAUCUGCACAGCCCGUGCAGCAACACGCUCCACUGUUUGCACAACCAGCCUAUCAACCCCCCCAGAUAGCAACAGCGCCAUAUUCUGCACCACAGCUACCUGUUGCGGCUGGCACUCAGCCAGUUAUCAAUCCAUCGCCCUACAGCACUGCCACUCCCCUGGGGACUGUCUAUCAUCCUCCAUCAACCAUCGCUACACAGCCAUUAUACCAGUCACCACUGCCACCGCAAAACCAACAGCUGCAACUCUACCAGCCUGUGUCUGCGCCGUCAACUCAGCCAGCAUAUCAACUGGUGUCUCCCCCUGCUGGUUUCACUCUGCAACAGCCCCCAUCAGCUCAACAGGUUCAGUACAGCCCCCAGUCUCAGUAUACACCACUGCAGGUACCGUACACUACCCAGUCCCCCAGACAGCCUGUUCCAAUACCUGAACUACCUAAGUUGGUGCACGACAGUGAGAGAGAGUUUGCUGACUUAAAAAUGGCGUUAGACCACCUGCUCAAUCCACAGACUGAACUUUCUGAACAUUACAAAUACCGUGUGCUUAUGGAACACUUGGUCCUGGAUGAAGCCAAGCUAAUAGCUCAGUCACACAGACAUUAUGUACAGCCCUACACUGCCGCCAUGCAGGCUUUGCAGAGACAGUACGGGCAACCACAUCAGUUGGCACAAAGUGAGAUUGCAGACAUCCUGAACUCUCCUGAUCUCAAAUCAGGAGACCCUAAAUCUUUCCAGAGCUUCGCCCUCAACGUUGACUUGCUGGUGGGAAUGCUAACCUCAUUGGAAGGGCCUAAUGGGAUGGAAGUGAUGUCUACUGGCCAUGUUGACCGGCUACUUAGCAAACUCCCUAGACACAUGAGAGACAACUUUGUGGAGCAUCUGCAGGUUCAGGGGCGCCUUAGCACCAGCAGCCUAAAUCCAUACAACCUCAGAGACCUUGCAGAGUGGCUCAAGGUGAAGGCAGAAGCUCAGAGACUGUCCGCAAAAAUGGCACAGCGCCAUCGAGCUGAAGGAGCACAGCCUGCCAAUCGAGACAGACCUGUCCCUACUCCCCGGCCUCGGACUCGGCCUGUUUCUGUGUAUCACGGUGCAGACCAGCCCAAAUCAGCCGAAACGACUCGGCCAGCAGCUAAGCAACAAAAGUUUAAAAGGAUGUGUCUCUUCUGCAAGAGUACAGAGCACUACUUGUCGCAGUGUCCAGAUAUUAUUCAACGCUCAACACAGGAAAUCGAGAAGUGGAUAACAGGCGGACAGCGCUGUCGUAACAGUGGCCGUACUAACCACGAUGAAGAGAGCUGCACGUUAAAGAAACCUUGCAGUGAGUGUCAGAAGAUCCACCUGAGAGUGCUGCAUGACAUCACCAGGCCGGGCCCCCAAAUCUUCCUCAUCACACCCAAAGACUGCACCUCAGCGGCUAACUCGAUGCAGGGAGGGAAAGUAUACCUCAAGGUGGUGCCAAUCAUCAUCAGUCAUGGGACCAGAUCACUGCAGACCUAUGCAAUCCUCGAUGAUGGAGCUGAACGCACUAUAAUACUCCCGGCUGCAGUUCGAGACCUGAAUCUCAGAGGCAGAGCAGAGUCCCUCACCCUGCGAACUGUUCGUCAGGAUGUGGUUCACCUCACUGGAGCAUCAGUCGACUUUCAUGUAGCUUCUCCAGCAUCACCAUCACAGCAGCAUUUGGUUGAGAGGGCCUACACAGCAGGUCGACUUACCCUGACAGAGCAAUCUUAUCCAAUAGCAGCGCUCCAGAGACGCUACCGCCACCUGAGAGGAUUACAACUGCAGAGCUUCAAUAAGGUGCAACCACUGCUGCUCCUUGGUGCAGAUUACACUCACCUGAUCACUGCUACGGAACCUGUGAGGUUUGGCCCGAAGGGAGGACCCGUGGCUAUUCAUACAGCACUCGGCUGGACACUCCAAGGCCCAGAUGGUUCACAGUCCCCCGCUGCAUCAUGCUACUACACCGCCUUCAAGCCUACACCAGAUGACAUCUACCAACAAGUCGAACGCCUCUGGCAGCUUGAUGUGCUCCCAUUCCGUAGCGAGCGGCUAGCAGUGCGGUCUCGCCUGGACCAGGAAGCGGUGAGCGUCUUGGAAGCACGCACUAAGAGAGUGAAGGUUGGUGACACACUUCGCUACAUACACCCCUGCUCCGGGUAA